CAACACUAAAAACUAAAUAACACAUAUUUAUAUUGCCCAUUAUAAAUUAAAAAAAAACGUUAUAGUUUGUGUCUUUGUGAAGUUAAUUAUUUUGUAAAAAACAGCAAAGCAAAAGAGAAUAAAGAGGAAACAGAGUACAGUUGGCGUCGUCACAGAGAAAAGGAGUAGGUGGAUGGAGCAUGUGCCGGGAUCGUUCGGCACCAGCGCUAGCUUCGCUCUUCGUUUCGGCCAAAUCAUAUUCUCCUCCGCUUCUCUCAUCUUCAUGUGCUUGGAUUACGACUUCUAUGACUUCACUACCUUCUGCUAUUUGACGACGGUGAUGGCUUUCGUAACUCCAUGGAGCAUCUCACUUGCACUGGCCGAUACAUACUCUGUUUUACUCAAACAACUUCCUCACGAACCAAGACUCCUGUCCAUGGUUCUCGCCGGUGAUAUCGUAAUGUCGUUUCUUUCACUGGGUGGUGCUUGUGGUGUAGCCAGUGCAACUGAGCUGCUUUCGUCUAUGGGUGCACCCAUCUGCGGUGAUAACCUCUGUAGCCAAUACCAAGUCUCGGCUACAUUGGCUUUCUUGUGUUGGUUUCUGUUACUUGCUUCUGCUCUUUUCAAUCUUUGGAGUUUACCUUCUUUAUUAUACUGACAUGGCUUACAUUACAUAUAUAGAUAGGAGUCAUAAUAACAACAAUAGAACAUGAAUGUACAUUUCAUUUACUCAAGAACAUAUUCCGUUAAUGUGAAGUAAAUUAUACCA
This is a messenger RNA of Raphanus sativus (radish), 748 nucleotides long. RefSeq names its product CASP-like protein ARALYDRAFT_485429. NCBI's taxonomy places the organism in Eukaryota, Viridiplantae, Streptophyta, Magnoliopsida, Brassicales, Brassicaceae. The transcript is spliced from 4 exons. The record is from RefSeq and is a predicted model, not a curated record. The coding region runs from base 173 to 637 and encodes 154 amino acids. Gene Ontology annotation, cellular component: membrane.